CGCAUACACUCGCCUCGCCAACGUAUCUCCUUCUUUUUCCCACAUGAAUAAACACGAGGAGAAUUGGGCAAGACGCGAGCGAUAAUGGAGCAUACAAGUCGGCAGUUCGCCGCGGAACGACGAACCGGUGGUGCGCUGCUCAUUUGGCAGACAUUCUUCUUUGACAAGUUUUCGUUGCGUCAUCCCCGUUACCUUUUCCAAUCAUUGUUAUCAGUCAUUUUUUCGUUUGCAUUAUUAUACAAGUGAAGUCAUAAUCUUAAGUUAGCUGUAAUAUUCUUGGCCCAAGAGCCAAUCAACCGGCUCUGCGAUGGCACUCGCAUUUAGACUAUCACCGCUCGUCCGAUUGGUGACCAAUGGGCCGUUAUUAAGCAGCAGAACCACUAGACGAUUGAUCUCCCUGACAUCAUUAUACCGUGGCAAGAUAGUGCCAUACAAGCUGGCUGACAUUGGAGAGGGAAUACGAGAGGUCGUCAUCAAGGAGUGGUUUGUCAAGGACGGGGACAAGGUGCGCCAGUUCGACAACAUAUGCGAGGUGCAGAGCGACAAGGCCUCGGUGACGAUAACAAGCCGCUACGACGGCACCGUCAAAACCGUCCACUACAAGCUCAACGAGACCUGCCUCGUGGGGUCUGCCCUCGUCGACAUCGAGCUCGAUUCCGAGGAACCCGACGAUCCUGCUCCACCGGCCGCUCCAACCCAACAGCCCAUCGAAGUGACUCUAGCAGCCAAGAACGACGAUGAGAAAGAGGCCAGUCCCCAGGAACCGACGGAUAAGACACUGACCACCCCAGCGGUGAGAAAAAUAGCCAAGGAGCACAACGUGAAUCUGGCACAGGUGCCCGCCACAGGUAAGGACGGCCGCGUUCUCAAGGAGGAUAUUCUGGCAUAUUUGGCCGACAAAGCCCCAGCCGAGGUCGUCAGGACGGAUGCUAGCGGCACCACUGACCUGAAGAGGCUCGUCGAGAAGAAGUACGCCAAGCAUAUGUGGAAAUCAAUGACGCAAUCACUGGCGAUACCGCACUUCGUCUACAGCGACGACUGCGACGUGACGAAGCUGGUGAAACUGCGCGCGGAAGUGAAAGAGGCCUUCCAACGCCAAGGCCUCGCCUUGUCCUACAUGCCGUUUUUCCUGAAAGCCAUAUCCCGCGCGCUACUCCAGUACCCGGAGCUCAAUGCCCUCGUCAACGAGGAAGCCGAGUCCGUUGACAUCAAGAAGGAGCACAACAUCUCACUGGCCAUGGACACCCCGGGAGGCCUGGUCGUGCCCAACAUUAAGAACGUUCAGAAUAUGUGCAUCGUCGACAUCGCCAAGGAGCUCAACAGGCUACAAGCCCUUGGGAAAAAGGCUUCGAUUCCACCCAAGGAUCUCAUGGGGGGCACCAUUUCCAUUUCAAACAUUGGCAUUGUCGGAGGAACAUACACGAAGCCCGUAAUACUAUCGCCGCAAGUUGUGAUAGGCGCUGUUGGGAAAAUUCAGAGGCUGCCGAAAUUCGACGAGCUGGGUAACAUCGUCGCGAGAGAUAUUCUGUCUAUCAGCUGGGCGGCAGAUCACAGAGUCGUGGAUGGUGUGACAAUGGCAAAGUUCUCGAAUUUGUGGAAACAUUACUUAGAAAAUCCAUAUCAUUUGACACUAGGACUUUGAAAACUUCACGAAACUAUCAAAA
This is a messenger RNA of Copidosoma floridanum, 1664 nucleotides long. RefSeq names its product Dihydrolipoamide branched chain transacylase E2 (gene Dbct). The record is from RefSeq and is a predicted model, not a curated record. Gene Ontology annotation, molecular function: lipoic acid binding; acetyltransferase activity. Gene Ontology annotation, cellular component: cytoplasm; mitochondrion. NCBI's taxonomy places the organism in Eukaryota, Metazoa, Arthropoda, Insecta, Hymenoptera, Encyrtidae.